Messenger RNA from Suillus subaureus, 1662 nucleotides. Its product is annotated as putative oxalate decarboxylase/oxidase. Gene Ontology annotation, biological process: oxalate metabolic process. The transcript is spliced from 14 exons. The record is from RefSeq and is a predicted model, not a curated record. Lineage: Eukaryota; Fungi; Basidiomycota; Agaricomycetes; Boletales; Suillaceae. The coding region runs from base 121 to 1422 and encodes 433 amino acids.
GUUAACAAUGACGGAACCUCGGUUCACUAAACCAUAUAAAAGGAUUGACUUGCAAUGUGCUGUCCCUCAGUGUAAUUUUUUUUAAAGUUUCUUGGUUCAUCUUCUUGCAUACUCCAAAAAAUGCACUCGUGGCGCCGAAUUCUCUCGACUUUGGCCCUCCUGUCAUCUGCGGUUGCUGUGCCAGCUCCUUCAUCAGUAACAUCAGCUCCGGCAGCUACUCCGACUGUUCCUUAUGCCAGUGAUGACCCCAACUACCCUCUGUGGAAUGAAGACGAAAAUAUAGUCCCCGAGCCUGUUCGUGGCUCCCUUGGGGCUUCCAUCCUUGGACCACAGAAUAUUCCAAUAGAGCUGCAAAACCCCGACAUCUUUGCUCCUCCUACCACCGAUAGCGGCUCUGUGCCAAAUUUCAAGUGGCCUUUUUCCUUAAGCCCCAACCGUCUCCAGACUGGAGGUUGGGCAAGGCAGCAGAACAUAAAUGACAUGAGUGUCGCUACUGAUUUGGCAGGUGUCAAUAUGCGCCUAGAAGUAGGUGCUAUCCGUGAGAUGCACUGGCACAAUGAUGGCGAGUGGGCAUAUGUUAUCCAGGGUGACCUUCGUGUCAGCACUGUGACUCCGGAUGGUCAAGUUUAUGUCGGUGAUGUUUCACAAGGAGAUCUAUGGUACUUCCCUGCAGGUUAUCCCCACAGUAUUCAGGCCAAAAACACCACAGCUGGUGGCGCGGAGUUUUUGUUGAUCUUCGACUCAGGCUCGUUCAGUGAAGAUUCCACUUUUCUUCUUACGGACUGGCUGGCCCAUGUGCCCAAAGAGGUUAUCGCCAAGAAUUUCCAGGUAAAUAUUUCAGCAUUUGAUCACAUCCCAUCUAGGGAAUUAUACAUUUUCCCAUCUACACCUCCUCCGGUGAAUGUUGAGUCGGAUAUGGUAGUCCCGAAUGACACCCCGAUGCCUUUUACCUUCGCCAUGUCACAAGUGAAUGCAACGCAGGGACCUGGAGGUACAUAUAAGGUCGUAGACUCGCGUACCUUCCCUGUGGCUACCACGGUCUGCAGCGCCGAAGUAACCGUCGAGGUGGGCGGUAUGAGGGAGCUUCAUUGGCACCCUACGGAACCUGAGUGGACUUACUUCAUUUCGGGCCAGGCUCGCAUUACCGUUUAUGCAUCCUCCGCUCAAGCAACUACAAUGGACUUCCAAGCUGGCGAUAUCGCAUACAUCCCACCGUCGUAUGGUCAUUACGUUGAGAAUACUGGCACUUCCACUUUACUGUUUCUGGAAAUUUUCAGAUCAGCUUUGUUCCAGGAUAUUUCUCUCACUCAGUGGCUUGCACUGACGCCACACGAGCUUGUCAAAGCACAUCUUGGUCUCGAUGACGCUACCAUUGACAGUUUUUCAAGAGUCAAGCAAGAGGUCGUCGGCCCCGCUCAUUAAUCGGCUUCGGUGUUCACACCUGGACUUAUUUAUCUCAACGAUAACACAAAUAAUUUGUCACGUACCUGUACGAGUUUUUGAGCGUUAGCACGACCUGUGAAUUUUGUGACCGUACUGAAGAUGUUUUUAUUCCUUAUCGAUAUCAUUUAGACAUUUAUGAUCCUUAUGAUCAUGGUAUUUUGAUUUCCAAGUCGUACUUGUAGCCAAUAUCGAGUUGACUGAUUUCGGAGUUUCCCUUGA